GUCACCAUAUAUAAAGAUCACCGGGAGUUUCCGAAAAAUCACAUUCAGUAUCCUAAACUGAACAAUGGUUAACAUGAGCUAUCACCAAUCUCAACUAAAAUAUAUACAUACUCCGAAUCCAAGACAGUCGAGAAAGCGAAAUAAUAAAAGAAAAAGGACUUGUUGGGACAAAUUAUCGCCAACAACCAAUUGCCAGACUUGAUUAUAAAAGACUCUCAGAAGUCCUGGUCCAGUGUGUUCCAGCUUGUGGCUGUGGAAGAGUGAGUGACGGAGAGAGAGAUGACUGCAGAGUGGCUUCACCUGCCCCCUCCGUACCCCCCAGGUGUGGGGCCGCUGUGUGGUGCAGAGUUGGAGGCGUGGUAUGAGGACCUGCAGGAUAUCCUGGGUUCAGACGGGGGCGGGGCCAAGCUGGCGCGUGCCCCUCCCUGCUCUGAGGAGCCGGAGUUCCUGGAUGUUCUGGAGAGCUGUUCCCUGACAUGGCUGACAGACGGGGUGGGGGUGGGCGUCGGGGGGGAGGCGUGGGGCGGAGUUGAGGGGGUCCAGAGGGUCACGAUCCCGGAGGAGCCUCCUACCCAUCCGCCCCACCACACCUCCUCCUGUCUGAGUCCAGCUGAGGCGCAGGGGGACAGAGAGAGAGGUAGCGAUGGAGAAAGAGGGGGCUCAGGAGGGGGGGACCUGCUACCCCCAGAGUUCUUUGAGUUGCUGAGCGAGGGAGGGGUGGGCGUUGUGGAGACCGCAGGGAUCAUGGUGAGCGGUAGCUACCACCAUCAUCAGCUUCAUCAUCACUCCAACAACGUCCAACAACCUGAGUCUCCCUCCGCUAGCGAGGAGGAACACCCCUGCGUCCCCGACUCUCCCUCCUGCUCCUCCUCCGCCUCUCCUCCUUCCUCUCCUACUAGCACCGCUUUCUCCUCGUCUCAGCAGGACAAACGCAAGAGGGGCAACUCUCUGUCCUUCCCUUCCUCCGGCUCACGCUCAUCCUCCUCUUCCUCUUCUGCGAAGAAGAGCAGGAGAGAGAAGGAGCAGGAGAAAGAGAGGAAGGUGCAGGAGCUGACGGAUCAGAACGAGAGGUUGAAAGCGGAGAUCGACAGACUGGGAGAGGAGGUGCAGAGGACACGCAGAGCCCUGAUAGAGAGACUAGUUAACACCAGGAAGUCCUGAUAGAGAGACUAGUUAACACCAGGAAGUCCUGAUAGAGAGACUGGGAGAGGAGGUGCAGAGGACACGCCGAGCCCUGAUAGAGAGACUAGUCAACACCAGGAAGUCCUGAUAGAGAGACUAGUCAACACCAGGAAGUCCUGAUAGAGAGACUAGUUAACACCAGAAAGUCCUGAUAGAGAGACUAGUCAACACCAGAAAGUCCUGAUAGAGAGACUAGUCAACACCAGGAAGUCCUGAUAGAGAGACUAGUCAACACCAGGAAGUCCUGAUAGAGAGACUAGUUAACACCAGAAAGUCCUGAUAGAGAGACUAGUUAACACCAGAAAGUCCUGAUAGUGAGACUAGUCAACACCAGAAAGUCCUGAUAGAGAGACUAGUCAACACCAGGAAGUCCUGAUAGAGAGACUAGUCAACACCAGGAAGUGAGGGAAGAAAAGAGGAGCGAGGGAUGAAGAAAGGAAUGAAGUAACACGGCAGAACAUUUACAUUUGGACUAGCAGGUUGGCGGUGAAGGGUUUAAUGUGGUGGUGACUUUGAAAUGCAUUUUAAGACAGCGUUAGAAAGAAACCAAAGAUACGUGUUGUGUUUUAAGAAGAAUGUUAAAUAAAUAAUUUGCUGAAAAACUGUAUGAGAGAAAGAAGGAAAGGUAGAUGUAAAGAAAGAACGAGUGAUGAAAGAGAAAGUCCAAGUAAAACCACGGAGAGAAGGAACUGCAGCAUUGUGGCAGACGUACUGAGAGAUCGACGUACAGCAUGUCAAGUAAUGGAGGAAAAGGUUCAGAAGGUGGAUGGGUCAUGCAAUGCCUCUGUUGAGCGGUUACAGUGUACUGUAUGCAUGUAGGGCUGGAUGUCAGGAAGCAUCUUUGAAAUAUAUUGUUAACUAAACGCCCAUCACAAGCAUUGAAUGAUUGGGGCAUUUAGCUUAUUCAGUCAAGUGUAGUGUUCAGUAUAAAGUUGGGAUGGGUUAGAUUAAAUUAACUGAUUGAGGGCGUCGAUUCCAAAAUUAAGGAAUUGAUCGGAUGCAUCUACCUAUGAAGACUGUUAACCAACACCCAUCACAUGCAUCGCGUUCAUAAGGCAUCAAAUGGAAAUAAAAAAGGUGGGACUACCUGGACAAAAAUAAACACUUGUUUAGUUUCUGUUGCAAGCCCUAAUGAACGCGAUCCUGAUUGGGCGUUUUGCUCGUUAAGCCUAGUGAAGUGAUUUGGAUGAAGUAGGGAUGAGUAAAAUGAUCGGAUUAUGUGUUUGGGUUCGUCGGGCAUUGAUUCCAAAAUUACGGCUAAUCGAAAAAAAAAACGAUUCAAGUGAUUAUUCCCAUUGCUAGGAGUUACCGAUUGGGGGUUUGGUAUACGUUUUUAUUGAUCGGCCCCCAGCAACCCUCAACUAAGCGAUUCUGACAAACUUGUGUUGGACUCAUUCCUAGUAUGAAGGCUGCGAGAACUAGGAACACGGAGAGUGCAUUUCAUUGUCACCACAUCCUUUAUCUAGCCUGGUUAAAUCUGACUGAACGCUACGCCUACCAUUCUGUCACUGGGUGGCAACUGUGAAACGUAGCUAAAAACAGUACGAAUACCAGGCUACUGUCCCUUAUCCGCCAACCUCAAAUCUAACAUUAAGAUUCAUCCUAAAGGCUGCAGAGGCCAUCAGAGAUGAUACUUCUUGCCCAGUUUGUUGAGUAAUACGGAUCUCAGGAAAGUUUGCCAGUCAGUACUCAGUACUUAUAUAAGCCGCUAUGGCUUUAGUGUGUAAGGGAUAGUUUUACACCUAGAACGCUAAUCUUUUUCUAUCAAAUUGACUGAAUUUAGUGGUAGUAAUAUUUACAAUGUAGAGCUCUACCCUGAUUCACAUAUAUAUUUUAUAUACUCCUGUAUUAAUACCGACACAGUUCUACUGUAAUAUACCUUCACUGUACCCAUAUUCAUUCAACAUGUUAUUGUAAACGAUGUAUCGGUUAGGUGGUUGAAUUAGAGGAAAACUAACGUGCUCGUCUUUUAUUUCUGUUAUUACAUGAAACAUUGUAUUGGAUUUACUUUGUUCAUUUUAACUGUAUUAUUGUUUGUUCAAAGUUGCAAAUAAAAUCCGUAAAACAA
Molecule: messenger RNA, 3250 nt
Organism: Coregonus clupeaformis (lake whitefish)
Lineage: Eukaryota; Metazoa; Chordata; Actinopteri; Salmoniformes; Salmonidae
Gene: ddit3
Product: DNA-damage-inducible transcript 3
Exons: 4
Coding region: 280-1161 (293 amino acids)
Biological process (GO): positive regulation of intrinsic apoptotic signaling pathway; intrinsic apoptotic signaling pathway in response to endoplasmic reticulum stress; ER overload response
Cellular component (GO): CHOP-ATF4 complex; CHOP-ATF3 complex; CHOP-C/EBP complex
Molecular function (GO): protein heterodimerization activity; DNA-binding transcription activator activity, RNA polymerase II-specific; transcription factor binding
Source: RefSeq, a predicted model, not a curated record